CAGAUCUGCGUACCCUUGUAAUAAAUAGCUCGGAGUUAGUUUUUGGGGGAGGAGAAGCCAGGACGGGCGGAGGGGUGAAACUACAUUUCCCAGGGUGCGCCGCGAAGGGACAAGAAGCCACGCGUUAAAGAGCCCGCGGCGCCGAACGCCCAGCAGAGGCAGGGAGCCCCUCGACGUUGGCCAGAAUGGAGCAGCCCACGGGGGUCGAUUGGACGGUCAUCAUCCUGACAUGCCAGUACAAGGAUAGUGUCCACAUCUUCCAGAGAGAGCUGGAGGUGCGCCAGAAGCGGGAGCAGAUCCCGCCCGGGACGCUGUUACUGGCGGUGGAGGACCCUGAGACGCGCGUGGGCAGCGGAGGGGCCACCCUCAACGCCCUGCUGGUGGCUGCCGAGCACCUGAGUGCCCGGGCAGGCUUCACGGUGGUGACAGCUGACGUCCUACACUCGGCCCGGAUCCUCAUCCUGCACAUGGGCCGAGAUUUCCCUUUUGACGACUGUGGCCGGGCCUUCACCUGCCUCCCUGUGGAGAACCUCCAGGCUCCGGUGGAGGCCGUGGUCUGCAACCUGGACUCUUUGCUGGACAUCAUGAGCCAUCGGCUGGGCCCGGGCUCCCCACCAGGUGUGUGGGUUUGCAGCACCGACAUGCUGCUGUCUGUUCCUCUGAACCCAGGGAUCAGCUGGGACAACUUCCGGGGAGCCAGAGUGAUUGCCCUUCCAGGGAGCAUGGCCUAUGCCCGGAACCAUGGUGUUUACUUCACUGACUCCCAGGGCUUCGUUUUGGACAUUUACUACCAGGGCAGCGAGGCAGAGAUACAACGGUGUGCCAGGCCGGAUGGGCGAGUGCCGCUGGUCUCUGGGGUCGCCUUCUUCUCUGUGGAGACUGCUGAGCACCUCCUGGCCACCCAUGUGAGCCCACCCUUGGAUGCCUGCACCUACAUGGGCCUGGACUCUGGAGCCCGGCCUGUCCAGCUGUCUCUCUUUUUCGACAUCCUGCUCUGCAUGGCCCGGAACGUGAGCAGGGAGGACUUCCUGGUGGGGCAGCCCCCGGAGAUGGGGCAAGGUGAUUCGGACAUCGCGGGUUAUCUGCAGGCUGCCCGGACUGAGCUGUGGAGGGAACUUCGCAAUCAGCCCCUCACCAUGGCUUAUGUCCCUGACGGCAGCUACAGCUACAUGACCAGCUCGGCCAGUGAGUUCAUGUGCAGCCUUACGUGCCCAGGGGCUCCCAGGGCCCGGGUGGUGCACUCCCGGGUGGAGGAGCCGGAGCUCCUGGGCGCGGGGAGCUCUGUGGUCAGCUGCCUGCUGGAAGGCCCAGUCCAUCUGGGUGCUGGGAGUGUCCUGCAGCACUGCCACCUGCAGGGCCCCGUUCACAUCGGCCCCGGCUGCCUGGUGAGUGGCCUGGACACGGCCCAGUGCGAGGCCCUGCAUGGCUUGGAGCUGCGUGACCUCGUCCUGCAGGGACACCACGUGCGACUGCAUGGCGCCCCUGGCCGUGUCUUCACCGUUGUUGGCCGUCUGGACAGCUGGGAGAGACAGGGGACAAGAACGUAUCUCAACAUGUCCUGGAGUGAAUUCUUCCAGAAGACAGGCAUUCGAGACUGGGAUCUGUGGGAUCCAGACACUCCGCCUGCAGAGCGUUGCCUUCUUAGUGCCCGCCUCUUUCCCGUGCUCCACCCCUCGAGGGCCUUGGGGCCCCAGGACAUGCUGUGGAUGCUGGACCCCCAGGAGGAUGGGGGCAAGGCCCUAAGGGCCUGGCGGGCCUGUUGGCGUCUGUCCUGGGAGCAGCUGCAGCCGUGCCUGGACCGGGCCGCCACUCUGGCCUCCCGCCGGGACCUGUUCUUCCGCCAGGCCCUGCGUAAGGCGAGGCAUGUGCUGGAGGCCCGGCAGGACCUCAGCCUGCACCCGCUAAUCCAGGCCGCUGUCCAAGAGGGCUGUCCUGGGCCCCUGCUGGCCAUGCUGGACCAGGUUGCAGCUGGUGCGGGAGACCCUGGUGUGGCAGCCCGGGCUCUGGCCUGUGUGGCUGAUGUCCUGGGCUGCAUGGCAGAGGGCCAAGGAGGCUUACGGAGUGGGCCAGCGGCCAACCCUGGGUGGAUGCGGCCCUUCUCGUACCUGGAGUGUGGAGAUCUGGUGGGGGGUGUGCAGGCGCUGGCCCAAGAGCGGGACAAGUGGCUGAGCAGGCCAGCCUUGCUAGUGCGAGCUGCCCGCCACUACGAGGGAGCUGGGCAGAUUCUGAUCCGCCAGGCUGUGAUGUCAGCCCAGAACUUUGUCUCCACGGAGCCAGCAGAGCUGCCAGCCCCUGGGCAGUGGGUGGUGGCCGAGUGCCCGGCUCGUGUGGAUUUCUCUGGUGGCUGGAGCGACACGCCACCCCUUGCCUACGAGCUUGGUGGUGCAGUGCUGGGUUUGGCCGUGCGAGUGGAUGGCCGCCGGCCCAUCGGGGCCAGGGCACGCCGCAUCCCAGAGCCCGAGCUGUGGCUGGCAGUGGGGCCUCGGCAGGACAAGAUGGCCAUGAAGAUAGUGUGCUGGAGCCUAGAUGACCUGCAGGAUUACUGCCAGCCCCAUGCCCCAGGGGCUCUGCUGAAGGCAACCUUCAUCUGUGCGGGGAUCGUGCAUGUCGGCUCCAAGCUUUCGCUGAGAGAGCAGCUGUUGCACACCUUCGGGGGUGGCUUCGAGCUUCACACCUGGUCUGAGCUGCCCCAUGGCUCUGGUCUUGGCACAAGCAGCAUCCUGGCAGGCGCAGCCCUGGCUGCCUUGCAGAGAGCCGCAGGCCGGGUGGUAGGCACCGAGGCCCUGAUCCAUGCAGUGCUGCACCUGGAACAGGUGCUCACCACAGGAGGUGGCUGGCAAGACCAAGUGGGUGGCCUAAUGCCUGGCAUCAAGGUGGGGCGCUCCCGGGCUCAGCUGCCACUGAAGGUGGAGGUGGAAGAGAUCACUGUGCCUGAGGGCUUUGUCCAGAAGCUCAAUGACCACCUGCUCCUGGUAUACACUGGCAAGACCCGGCUGGCACGGAAUCUGCUGCAGGAUGUACUGAGGAGCUGGUAUGCCCGGCUGCCUGCCGUCGUGCAGAACGCCCACAGCCUGGUACGACACACUGAGGAAUGUGCUGAAGCCUUCCGCCAAGGGAGCCUGCCUCUGCUGGGCCAGUGCCUGACCUCAUAUUGGGAGCAGAAGAAGCUCAUGGCUCCAGGCUGUGAGCCCCUGGCUGUGCGGCGUAUGAUGGAUGUCCUGGCCCCCCACGUGCAUGGCCAGAGCCUGGCAGGGGCAGGUGGCGGGGGUUUUCUCUAUCUGUUGACCAAGGAGCCGCGGCAAAAGGAGGCUCUGGAGGCUGUUCUGGCCAAGACUGAGGGCCUCGGGAACUACAGCAUCCACCUGGUAGAAGUGGACACUCAGGGCCUGAGCCUGCAGCUGCUGGGGGGUGAGACCUCAACCUGAUGCUCCUUCCCAGACGGCUUGUCCAUCUGUAAGAGGAGAAAACCUGGAGCUACAG
This is a messenger RNA of Ailuropoda melanoleuca (giant panda), 3480 nucleotides long. It is a transcript of the gene FCSK, whose product is annotated as fucose kinase. The transcript is spliced from 24 exons. Gene Ontology annotation, molecular function: ATP binding; fucokinase activity. The record is from RefSeq and is a predicted model, not a curated record. Gene Ontology annotation, biological process: GDP-L-fucose salvage. The coding region runs from base 186 to 3425 and encodes 1079 amino acids. Lineage: Eukaryota; Metazoa; Chordata; Mammalia; Carnivora; Ursidae.